GCGAUGAGAACAUCCAAUGCCAGACUUCUGAAUUGAGAUCUGCCUUGUUAAUGUUGCUGCCUCUCUUUAAACAGCUGCCUAUGGCGCCGGUAUCGCCAGCACGUGGGUCCGCCCAGGCACGCCAGCCCUGUUAUCUGGAGCUAAGUGUGUUGGAAAGGGUCAUAUUCAUGACUGAACGAAGGUGAGUUACGCGGACAACUUUCAGGUAGAAGCUUCAACACAGCAACAACCGUGUCUUCACGACCGGUAUUUAUUUCAUUCAAUUCCACCUGCAUUGGAAUAACUCAUACUUCUUUUUCUACAUCAUUGAUACCCAUAACAUUUCCUUGCCACACCCUCUGAACGCGCAUGAUCCGGCAUUUCCGACCUACACCAUCCAACGCCCAAUAUCCAACACCACCAUCAGUCAUCAUGGACUAUUCACCAGAUCUCAGCAACAGCAUCACGAUGCACCCGCAUCUGUUUCAUAUGCAUCCGAACCGCCCAGAAUCUACAAGAUCAGGCCAUAGAACACCAGCCCCUCACGAUAAGGAUGCCUCAACAACCGCAAUAGACCUUGAACAUCCUGAGGGCAACGAGCCAACUGCUCGACACGUCAUGAGCGCCACAGAUGUCGAAGGGCAGCACCCGCCACAAUACACCCGCGAAAACGAUCCAUACAAUCUUUCUGCGAAGUUCAAGUCUGAGACCGAACUCGAAGCCAUCCGCGCCAACUCAUCGAGGAAGCGCGAUGGCUUCGGGCCCUUGACGCUGAACAAAGAUUCAGCGAGAGCGAAGAAACUCCAGGGCUUCUACAAGACACAAAAUGAGAAUAUCGAGCGCCUGCUCAAACCCGUGGACCAUCACGUUGAGGAGGCUAGGCAGGAGGCUGGAGACAAUCACUUGAAGUUCCAGAUUGCAAUUUACGGGUCGCUGAUUGCCAACAUCGUGUUGUCCGGCCUACAGCUAUACGGUGCUAUUGCAUCCGGAUCGCUCUCUCUGUUUACGACGAUGGCAGACGCGGUUUUCGACCCGUUGUCGAACGUUGCCCUGAUUGUUGCCAACCGCGCUGUGUCAAGGGUUGACUCAAGGAAAUUCCCCUCUGGAAAGGCGCGAUUGGAAACCGUUGGCAACAUCUCUUUCUGCUUCAUCAUGAUCGCCGUGUCUUCCAUCCUGAUUGCCUUCUCUAUUAAGGAUCUCGUGACAACCAAAGAUGCAGAGACCAACGGCUUUCACCUUCCCGCCGUCGUCGCCGUCGCUGUUGCAUUCAUCACCAAGUUUUGCUUGUUCCUAUACUGCUGGGCCUUGAAGGAUAAGAACUCGCAGAUCAUGAUUCUCUGGAAGGAUCACCGCAAUGACCUCCUGAUCAACGGCUUCGGUAUCCUCACCUCCGUCGGUGGCUCCAAGCUCAAGUGGUGGAUCGAUCCUAUGGGCGCCAUCAUUCUCUCCGUUAUCGUUUCCAUCAUCUGGUUGCGCACCGCCUUCUCUGAGUUCAUGCUCUUGGUUGGAGUUACAGGACCCGUGGACAUGCACCAGCUUCUUACGUACACAUGCCUUACUCACUCUCCUGACAUCAUCGCCAUCGAUACCGUGCGCUGCUACCACAGCGGACCCAGGCUCAUCGCCGAGGUCGACGUCGUGAUGGCGCCAGAGGCGACCCUGAGGGCUACGCAUGAUGUGGCAGAGGAGCUCCAGAUCAAGAUUGAGAGCCUGCCAGAUAUCGAGCGCGCGUAUGUCCAUGUGGACUACGAGACUACGCACAAGCCAGAGCACACGUUUAAGAAGGAUAUGUGAGGAAACGGCGCGUGGAAAGCUGGGAAGGGAUUACCAUCGGCGGUCGAUAGGGACGAUGGAUUUGUAUUAUAUAAUAGCGAAAUGGGCACGGUGUUAUUUUGGCGCCAGGGUUGUAGCAGAGUCCUACAUAUAGUAGAGACCUAUAGCAAGUACAAGAAAAAAGCUAAUUUUCACUCU
Pseudogymnoascus verrucosus is the source of this 1950-nucleotide messenger RNA. RefSeq lists its product as uncharacterized. Gene Ontology annotation, molecular function: monoatomic cation transmembrane transporter activity. Gene Ontology annotation, cellular component: membrane. Gene Ontology annotation, biological process: transmembrane transport; monoatomic cation transport. Lineage: Eukaryota; Fungi; Ascomycota; Leotiomycetes; Thelebolales; Thelebolaceae. The transcript has a single exon. The record is from RefSeq and is a predicted model, not a curated record. Bases 349 to 1773 code for a protein of 474 amino acids.